CGGAGCGAGUGAGAGUGGGAAAGAGGCGAGAGAGCGCAGCACAGCCAGAGAGCAGAACAGUAGUCUCUCUACUCCGGCCUGGAUCCUUACACACUUCUCAUUGAGACCAGUCCCGGGAAACAGACCCUGAGGACUUAACUACACCAUCUUGCCCGUCACACACAGCCAGAGACCGACUCAGCAGCUUCUGGUCCUUUCCUCUCUCUAUCUCUUCCUCCGUCACUCUACCUGGGAGAGAGUGUUCCACCUGGCUAUCUAUGCUGACAGUGCUGUGAGGUAGAGCACGGACACACGGCUACCUCAGAGGACAAGGACGACGAUUGAGGGAGGAAAAAUAAACAGAAGGAUGAUGACGUCGUCCCCUGAUUUGUCCCCCUCUCCGACUCUAUGAUAGAAAGAGAGAGAGAGAACGCACCAAAUGCCACACAGGUGGCGGCCCAGUGUUCUAAUAUAUUCUCCUCUCUCUCCAAAGUAGCUAAUGACCUUCCUCCCAGCCUGGUCUGAAUUUGUACAAGGUGCCACAGCACUGAGGUGAUCCUGCCUCACUCCAGUGGAAUUACAAGUUGUGAGGAGAAGGAAAAGGCCAUUGACCUUUGCUCCGCUCUCUGGAAGGUGAUGGAGGGUUGUUUUACGUACAGAAGGAAAAGGGGAGGACAGUUGAGUAUCAGCCAGGCACUGCUCUGUUAAGAUCCAAGGAGGACUACAGAUCAAAUAACAAAGAACAACGAGCAGCUGCCUAAAAGAAACCAUUCAUUUAGUAAAACACGUGGAUGGACGCUACAAUGCACAUCCUCUCCCUACCCACUGCGGACGACCAGUGAAUGUGUUUCUGCGUUUAAUGAAUCCUCAGUGCUUCUCCCUAACCGGAAUACAGUGUUUUUAUUGGAUGUACGAGAGCACAGACCAGUCCUCUGUGAUCCAUCACUGUUGUUUGCAGCCUCUGGGGGUAAAACAAAAACCGAGAAAUGUUUUGAAGGUGGACUGCUUUUUCUCUCAUGGUGGAGCUGAAUUUGAAAUAGAAAAGGAAGGAUUCAAGAAACACAGUUUCAGCUUUGCUCCAACUGCACUCAUCGGCACCAUAAUCUCCCCGUUAUUUGGAACAAAAGGGCUGCACCAUUAGGAUUAAACGUGUGCCAAGUGGAGAUUCCUGCUGCUACUACAUAAGUAUUAUGAUUACUACUACUACAGAACUAUGGUUGGAGAUUAUGAUUUCCUAUUGAGGCCUCAGCAAGUCGGCUCUGGCUGGUUCAUGGACUCUUGAAGGGGAGACGGCACACGAGGGAGGGGAUAAUGCAUACCCCUCCUGUGCUGAACUCAGAAGCCGCCAUGAGCAACGUUACUGUCCUCGACACCUCGGAACCCUCUGACCUUGAUAUGACCCAGUCUGCUGCCCCCUACCCCGUCAGCUUCCAGGUGUCGCUGACAGGGUUCCUGCUGCUAGAGAUCGUAUUGGGCCUAAGCAGUAACCUGACAGUGCUGGUCCUCUACUGCAUGAAGCAGAACCUCAUCACCUCCGUGUCCAACAUCGUCACCAUGAAUCUCCACGUCCUAGACGUACUAGUGAGUGUGUGUGUGUCUUGCAUCCCUCUGACUGCCGUGGUAAUACUCCUCCCCCUAGAGGCUGAUACAGCGCUGGUCUGCUGCUUCCACGAGGCCUGUGUCUCCUUCGCUAGCGUAGCCACUGCCUCGAACGUGCUAGCCAUCACCGUCGACCGCUACGACAUCUCAGUGCGUCCAGCCAACCGCAUGCUAACCAUGGGCCGCGCCGUGGCUCUGCUGGGCUUCAUUUGGGCUAUGUCCUUCUUCAGUUUCCUGGUCCCCUUCAUGGAGGUGGGCUUCUUCAGCGAUUUUGGCUCCGAGUUCGUCAACCAGACUGCAGUUGCCUCUGUGGUCCAUACGAACGAGUACUACACAGAGCUGGGGCUGUACUACCACCUCUUGGCUCAGAUCCCCAUCUUCUUCUUCACAGCCGUAGUCAUGCUGGUGACCUACUACAAGAUACUCCAGGCCCUGAACAUCCGCAUCGGGACGCGCUUCCAACACAACCAGCCCAAGAAGAAGCCCCGCAAGAAGAACAUCUCCUUGACCACCGCAACGCAGGUGGAAUCUACAGAUGCGUCCCAGGGCAGCGGGGCGGUCAGAGGGGGCGGAAACCCACCUGCUGUCCUGUCCAUGCGGACCUCUGUCUCCGUCCUCAUGGCUCUGCGCAGGGCUGUUAAACGCCACCGGGAACGGCGGGAGAGGCAGAAACGCGUCUUCAGGAUGUCCCUACUCAUCAUCUCCACCUUCCUGCUCUGCUGGACGCCCAUCACAGUCCUCAACACGGUCAUCCUCAGCGCAGGGCCCUCAGACUUCACGGUCAAGUUGCGGUUGGGUUUCCUGGUCAUGGCCUACGGGACGACCAUCUUCCAUCCGCUGCUCUACGCCUUCACCAGGCAGAAGUUCCAGAAGGUGUUGAAGAGCAAGAUGAAGAGGGUGGUGUCCGUGGUGGAGGCUGAGCCCAUGCCCAACAACGUGGUCAUUCACAACUCCUGGAUCGACCCCAAGAGGAACAACAAGAAAGUCACCUUCGAGGAGACUGAGGUCAGGCAGAAGUGUCUAUCUUCCCAGGACCUGGAAUCAAACAACAUCGUCUGUCUUCCAUGAUAAGGCUAUAGUGCAUCGUGAAGAUUGGCGCGGCUUGGGGGCAGUUAAGUCGAAAGACAUACCUCUCAACAGAGGUGGCAGAGUGGGAUAACUUGGAAUAAGCUAUGUCCAUCUUCAGAGAAAGUGGAAUAAAGCCAUUGAAUAUCUGCAUGGCUAGAGGGAGUUGGUAGACAUGAGUCUGAGCCAAGGUCAAGACAGAAAAGCUUCGGUUCAGAAGAUGCAGAAUAAGACAAUGUGGAUUAUGAGGACGUGAAAUAAGAAUAAAAUGGAAUAAGCAACGGACACAUACAGGGUGACAAAACAUUAUCAGGAACCGACUCAUUUUAAAAAGAGAAACCACUUAUCCAAAGCAGUAAUGUAAAUGAAAGUGUUUCACCUGUAUAGUUACCCUAAAAGGGGAUAAUUUAUUACUAUUUAUUGGAAGAGGUUGAUGCGGUGUCAAGGACAAUUUAAACAAAGUACUGUACCUACUGCAUGGUGUUGUUAUAGCCCGUAACAUAAUUAUUGUGUAUAGUCAUGUACAGUGUAUAGAAUAAAUAUAUGUUUACAACACAAAAGGAAAGAUUCACCCAUUUUGAAUGUAAUAUCGUAUUGUGCAUCUCUGAGCUAUGAACAAUGAUGCAAAAUGCAUCAUACUGUAUUUCUGCCUGCUUGAAUAGCCUUUUAGCUCAGAUACACAUGAAAACAAAUGACCCCUGGAAUCGAUAGAACAUAGCUCAGAGAUAGACAAAUAUGAUAUAACAUUUAAAAUAGGUGACUUUUUCUUUUAAGCACUAAGUAUUUGUCCUUUUAUAAUAAAUAACGUGAAAAAAGUUUAGAGGCCAUUCUGUUGGGUAUUCUGGUUAAAGGGCCUUCUGUCACAUAUUCCCCACUUCACUAUGCUUUUGUAAACUUGGCCACUAAGGCACAGAUGACAUCAAGUCAGUGUAGCGCCACAAAUAUUUACAGGUGAAAUUCCACUUCCCCCUUUCCUGUCCUCUGAGAGUCUCUUUCCAUGUGCCUGUUAUAUGUGUGAUUUAGUGUAAGAUGGAGGGAUAGAAACAGAGGCAAGCAGCACUUUACAACUUUACAAGCGAGAGGCUGCAAUCUGAAUCACAAUCACAGCAUUACUAAGACAUGACCUUAUGAUUUCAACACAUAAUCAGCGCCUGCAGCCUAACCAUCCUGAGAUGACUCCAGCUGCUCUACCGGCCGUAACACAGCUGUUAUGCUACUUCUCUUAUUAUCUAGCCACAGGCCGGGGUGAAGAGAACAGCAUGGCUGCCAAAACUGAAGCCUGCUUCCUUUCAGAAUCACACUGAGGCGAACUGGCAAGUCAAUCUGUAUUUUCUGGUUGGAGUUGGAGGACAGAGUGAGCGAGUGACUGAGGACUCGGACCUACUGCAGUCCAUAGCGCUUAGCAAGGCUGGGGCAAGUGGGGGGGGGAUUCUGAAGUGGUCUAGUCACGGGCUAUGUGGUGUUGAUACGACACUCGCCACAACACUUGCCCUUGCCUCUCUCCCCUCUCUCCCACGCUUGAUGCCUUAUGAUUACCAAGGCUAGGACUGCUAGUUAGAUCAUAAAGGCUGACUGUGGCAGGCGAUGCAUCACAAUCACUCUCCCUCCCCGCCGCCAUCAUGACACGGGAAGGUCAUGGUGGUUUACCCUAUUCUGUGUCAGAGAUGCAGUCACGCACGCACACACACACACACAAUACCAAUGCACUGUACCUAGCAAUCUGUUCAGCUGAGAGAGGGCAUCUAGAUGCUAGGAAGGGGAGGGGAUGUGAGCGAGGGGAGAAAUGUCUGGACACUUAAAGAAUGACUCAUAUUCUGUAAUACAUUCCAGGUUAAAAACAUUUUGUCUAAACUGCUAUUCAAGAUGUCCUUGCAAUGUUUGUAUUGGGCAAGUGUGUGUAAAAUGUACAUCCCUCUCAUAUCUCUCGGCCGAUGAGAUAAUAGGGUACAUUUCCUUUGAGGAAUUAUUUUUUGACCUACAGUGUGUGGGGUGUGGUCAUAUGCCAUAUCAGUCAAGGCACCAUGUGAGGUCAGGAAGAGAACAGCGUAAAGGUCAGAGUAGAGGUCAGAGUGGCUCUAUGCUUUGGGUAUGGUAUGCAGCCAAGCUUUCUGUUUUAUAGAACCCUCAUCGAAUGGCCCUCGGAGUCUCCUAAAAAUCACUCUGUCUCCAUGAGCAUUUUAAGAGCUGGGGCACUUUGCUGGCUGUUUGCCAGCAAGCAGCACUAAAGACAGGUUGGCGAAGUUGAUUGAAGAUCCAUCUAACUGUUCAUUACAGGUUGGCUCGUUCCUCAGGCGCCAUUGCCAAAUGAACGCGAGAACCACUUGUCUACAUGAAGUAAAUGAGUAAUGCAUAGACAAACCAACACUUUACCACAAUCUUCACAACUUGACUGAUUGUCUAUGCCUACAUAGAGGAUGUGCACACUGCACAGGCUCACGAAAGUUAGAUUCCAGGCUACAUUUCAUUGGUCGAAAACAUCAAGCCUAUUCUUUAUAUAGGCCUCGGCUAUCGGUCUCUACAUGAGUAGAGUGCCGAGGAGGAUACAUUGAACCGCUAUCCUCUCUGAAGUAGCAGUAAUCUCGCCUGUCUAAGCGAUCAGUCUCACAGAACUCUGAGUCAUCAGACCGGAGUGGAGCAGAAUUCUAUUCUAGAAUGAAAUGAAGAAAGAUGAGCCUAGACAGAGGAUGUCAAAACCACCAAACAUUCUUCAGGAAAUAUAGACCUAUCAGCAUUGCCAGCUGGGGAGCCAAAUGGAAUUUACUGAUAAGAUUGGAACAGUUGGUUCAACCUCUCAUGAAUACUUCCUAGGGUGUUUGGUGACAUCAUCUUAAUCCUGUAUGUCAUCCCGGGCGCUACCUGGAAAACUACUCAGAGUAGGCCUAUCUGACUGAAAUAUCCGCCUCUGGUCCUCCGGACCACACCAUUUCCCACCCUCUUAGCUCACUUACUGCACACCAGGCCCCCCUCUCUCUCUUCCAUCUCUCACUCUCUCUCCUUACCUUUCCAUCUAUACAGUAUCUCUCUCCUCUGUUCCCUCUAACAACACUCAGCCCAGGGUCGCACGUGGCCGAUAAGAGGAGUGCUUUUGAUCCCGGAGGCCCUGCGUUUUCUAGUGUUCUGGAGUGUUCUGUGUGACAGGGUUGUUAUGUAAAAGGUUGUUGUGCAUUUGUUAUAUAUGACCAAAAAAGGUCUAGCUCAUAUGAGGAGAGGUGUUUUGUGGUGCUGGGCCUCUCAAUGGCUUAGCCAACUGCCAACUAUACUUUGUCAAUAAAUUGAACACAAUGAAUUGCA
Molecule: messenger RNA, 5934 nt
Organism: Oncorhynchus nerka (sockeye salmon)
Lineage: Eukaryota; Metazoa; Chordata; Actinopteri; Salmoniformes; Salmonidae
Product: G-protein coupled receptor 22-like
Exons: 5
Coding region: 1291-2646 (451 amino acids)
Biological process (GO): cellular response to hormone stimulus; G protein-coupled receptor signaling pathway
Cellular component (GO): plasma membrane
Molecular function (GO): G protein-coupled receptor activity; peptide binding
Source: RefSeq, a predicted model, not a curated record